AGCUCGCAGGGACGCUCAGAUCGCCCUAACCGGUAUUGCUGCAGCCGACCUCUCCAUCCCCGCUCAGCGACGGGCAUGCAAGUGGGCGUGGGGCGGCAUUCAAUAAUCCUGAUGGGGAACAUUCAUGGCCGUCACUCCCACCGAAGCCCCGAUGACCAUGGCGUCCCCGCGCACUUCUGCCCCCUCCAUAUCGGUCUCACUGCAUUCAAUGCAGAAGGCGAGAUCCUGCGUGCUUUCGCUGGCGACCAGGGUUGCACAUCGGCACAGCGUCCCAAUCGCUCGACCGCAUCCGCAUCCACACCAACUUCGUCGCAGGCACCAUACACGCACCCUCGUUCGUAGACGGCCGAUCUCGUGGCAGCUGCUGAUAGGAGCGCGUGGGCGAGCCCCGGACCCAAAUCACGCCAAGAAUAGAUACGCGUGCUGUUUACCGCACCAGGAAACGACGCGGGAGCCCCUCAGGCCUCAGGGUGCCUGCUCGUCUAUUCUUCCGACAGCCUUCUGCCAUCGAUCCCAACAAGAACUCGGCUCGGCCAUCCGCGAAAGCCCUCUCCCUGAAGACUCGGCCUUUUAGCUGAUGGCAUCGAACCUACCCACGUCCCACAGAGACCCGCGCACACGCUGCGUGCGCAUGCGCCCAUUUGCACGCCUCUCAGAGACACGUAGCUUUGUGACGCAACCCGCGUAAGGAUAUGCGUGCCAGAGCAGUACUGAAGUAACACGGCGCUUCCGCACCGAACGACGUCGUCCCGGUCCCCGCUCCCGUUCCGUGCGGCCGAGCACCGACAGCUCAGGACCAUUCCAUAUAUGACCGCAUGGUAUCAACCUACGCGAAAAUUCCCAUACCAGCCUCGCAAGCGAUCGCUCGCGGUGACUCGACCUCCGUAAGGUCGCCGCCGGAAUGGAUGGAUAUCUCGUCGGGCUUCUGCCCUUCCCCGUUUCUCCACACCCAUACUAUAGUACACGCAGCGUUCAGCCGUCCCGAAUGACAGACUCGGGGGCUGCUCGCCGACUCGGACGCUCUCGGAUGUCGACAUCCCGCGUCAUGUGCCCCUCCCUAUUCCAAAGCUUCACGAACACUUCGCGUCCUUCGAAUACUCGACUUCUAUUCCAGGUCGCUGCGGCUCCACUGCUUCCGAGGGGCCCCCGAUAUACUCCUGAUAAUCGCCUCCCAUCUGCCCUUCCUCCCCUGUUACAACAGCAGAAGUCGCGGUGACUAUAGCGCUAGCAAUGCAAUCCCUUUUCUGCCUCCGACAGGACUGCGCAGCGCAGCGCCGACUGGGACGCGGGACACGGGUCAACCUCCAUCGGCAAUGCGGAGUUGACCCAUCGCGUUCUCAGCCUCUUACUCCAUACCUCGCAGGUUCAAAGCACACAAUACGCAUGCUAUGGACGAUGCAUCUAUGCGGAGAAGCGGUGGGAUGCGCUCGCCGGUCGGUGGCGUUCAACGCAACCUCAGCCGCGUCGCAUCAUGGGGCCGAUAUCAGUGCCACGUCGCAUCCUGCGUCCGCGGAGAGCAAUUUGAGCGUUGCGGGCCCCAUGGGCAUAGCAACUUCACCCGCCACUCUAGGGUGACUAUACCGCGUUUGGCAACUCCGGACCAAGAGCUGUCUUCGAGAUCCUUCCAGAGUUAUUUUUGUCAUCGGCGAGGCAUCCGGUGACGGUUGAAGCGUGUGUGCGCUGGCUGGAGUACAUAGGUGGACAUAGGAAGGCAAACUCCAACUGGGACCGGUCGACUUUUUUUUGGCGACACGUGCGAUCUCAUGACCGCUCGUAGUCGCUGCGCACCUCGUUCGCAAAAAGUACUUGUUCAAGCCAAACAUACCUCUUCUCCUGCGAAUCCUGCCAGUAGCCGGAGCCAGACAAAUUCCGGUGGAGGCGUGCCAAAGAUCUCCUUAGCUCCAAGUUAUUUGCUUCUCUUUCGGCGACACGAGAAUCGUCAUGAGAUCCUCAGGGAUCUUCGACGGCCGUCCCAGUGACCAGUGACCAGAGUUUACUACUUCCUUGGCACGGACGUUGUUUUACGUGCAGACACAUGCAAUUCCU
Punctularia strigosozonata HHB-11173 SS5 is the source of this 2046-nucleotide messenger RNA. RefSeq lists its product as uncharacterized. The transcript has 2 exons. NCBI's taxonomy places the organism in Eukaryota, Fungi, Basidiomycota, Agaricomycetes, Corticiales, Punctulariaceae. The record is from RefSeq and is a predicted model, not a curated record. Bases 125 to 574 code for a protein of 149 amino acids.